AUGUCCCAGGGAAAUCUGUCCGUCGAAGACUCGCCUCUCUCGGAGACCGUCAAGCUCAUCAGCUCCGACAAGUUUGAGUUUGUCAUCGACCGGAAAUGCGCAAUGGCAUCUGGAACCAUCAAGAACAUGCUGUCUUCGCCUGGUCAAUUCACCGAGUCCGUCCAGAACGAGAUCAACUUUCGUGACAUCAAGGCCGUGGUUCUUGAGCGGGUCUGCGCGUAUCUCUACUACAAGGUCCGAUACGCAAACACAGCCAGCGAAAUUCCCGAUUUUUUCAUUGAGCCGUCGCUAGCGUUGGAGCUGCUGCUGGCAGCCGACUUUUUGGAUUGCUAA
Molecule: messenger RNA, 333 nt
Organism: Polychytrium aggregatum
Lineage: Eukaryota; Fungi; Chytridiomycota; Chytridiomycetes; Polychytriales
Product: BTB/POZ protein
Exons: 3
Coding region: 1-333 (110 amino acids)
Biological process (GO): ubiquitin-dependent protein catabolic process
Cellular component (GO): elongin complex
Molecular function (GO): protein-macromolecule adaptor activity
Source: RefSeq, a predicted model, not a curated record